AUGCUCCGGAAGAUCGCGACUGAGGCCGAGAUCGACGAGUACGAGGAGGGGAAGCUGGACCGCGACUGGUACGACGGCGAGGAGGGCGGCGUCUCCAUGCAGACCGUGGACAACGUGGAGGAGGACCCGCUGAAGCUGGCCGAGAAGGAGGAGAAGAUGAAGCGGCAGCUUGCCGCAGUGGACAGAGUCAACAUCAGGGCGAAGAUGAAGAACGAGGCGAACGAGAUGUGGGAGCUCAACCGCCUCGGCACCGCCGGCCUCGCCGAGCGGAAAGAGUUGAACCUCGACUUCUCGAAGGACGACGAAGAGAAGAGGGUCGCCGUGACCGUCCGCGACACCACGCCGCCCUUCCUCGACGGCCGCUACGUGUACACCACGCAGGCGGAUCCCGUCAGCCCGUUGAAGGAUCCCACCUCUGACAUGGCCGUCCUCUCCAAGCAGGGCUCCAAAGUGGUGAAGAAGGUGCGCGAGGACUCCGAGCAGGGCAAGUUCCGCGCCCGCUUCUGGGAGAUCGCGGGGUCGAGCAUGGGCAACGUGCUCGGCGUGAAGGAGAAGAAGGCCCAGCCGGGCUGCAAGGUAACCCAAGAAGUUAGCUACAACGCCGGGAUCAGCGCGUGCGAGAAGGGCGAGCAGUGGCAGCGGGCCGUGGCGCUGCUGCACCAGAUGCGGGAGGCGAGACUGGUGCCCGACGUCAUCUCAGCUACAACGCCGGAGUGA
Prorocentrum cordatum is the source of this 717-nucleotide messenger RNA. The record is from the annotation of a GenBank genome assembly. Lineage: Eukaryota; Dinophyceae; Prorocentrales; Prorocentraceae.